AUGAUUUUAGAAAACCGUACGCUUCUAGGAAAAGAUCCCGGUGUUCCUAAUUCAUUACCUUUCAAGGAAAAAGUUUUAGAGCACAUUGAGAACGAACGUCGUAAGAAUCUUUUGCAGCAAUCUUCCAAAUCUGAAAGUGCUUCAGUGAAGUCUAAAAAGCAGGAAGUAAAGGUGUCCUUCUCUAAGCAAUUUGAUCUUGUUGUUCGUAAAGCUGAUGUUAUUGUUGAAGUCCUUGAUGCAAGGGAUCCACUCGGCACUCGAAGUCUUGAAGCGGAAAAUGCAGUUUUAGCCGCCGGCAAAAAGCUCAUCAUUCUUUUGAAUAAGAUCGAUCUCAUUCCUCGUGAUGCUCUCCGGCAAUGGUUAGAGUACUUCAGAAAGUGGUACACCACUAUGCCAUUCAAGGCUAAUACUCAGGAGAAAUCUAACCGCCUUGGAAAUGUUCGUGGCAAAAUUCCAUUCAGCAAUGGCAUUUCAUCCAAAGAAGGCCUCGGUGUUGAUGGUUUGAAGGUCUUAUUGGGAAAUGUUCGUCGUCAUAAUGGUGGUCAUCUUGUUGUGGGAGUUGUUGGUUUGCCUAAUACUGGAAAGAGUGCUGUAAUUAACACCUUAGUUUGCCGUAAAGUAGCCACAAGUGGCUGUGUUCCUGGUUUAACCAGAGAAUGCCAAGUCUAUAAAAUUGACAACAAGUUUAAGAUUAUCGAUUCCCCUGGUGUUGUUCUCUCAAAGUCGAUCGAUCAGUGUGAAUUGGUCCUUCGCAAUUGUACAAAGCCUGAAAAUAUUGAAAAUCCCGAACCCGCGGUUAAUUCUAUCCUUUCCUGGUGUCCUAAACGGCAAAUAAUGAUCCGAUAUGCUAUUUCCGAUUACGCUAGCACUACUGAUUUCCUGUGUAAACUUGCUCAACGAAUGGGAAAGUUACGCAAAGGAGGUAUACCAGAUGUUAAAAGUGCCGCUCGUGUUCUGCUGAACGAUUGGAUAUCCGGAAAAUUAGCGCACUACACACUUCCUCCAGAAAGCUCUGCUCCUAUUGCUGAACCCAUAAGGCCAGCAAUCAUCGCCUUGGAGGAUGUCGACCUUCCUUUACCAGAACUCGAUGAGGCUAUCUUUAAAAAACUUCCUCGGGCCAAGACAGACAAUGACUUCUGUCCGGUGGCUAUUGUAAACUCCUCAGAACCAUUCAAUGCUGAUUUAGAGGCUGGGUGGACUUCUGUUAGUGGUAUACUUGUUUCUGACGAAGAGGAGACUGAUUUAGCAGAUACUACUACUGACGAUGAGGGUGAUGAUGACGAUGAAGCUAUUGACAACAUGGAUUUUGAAUCAGCGGAAUCAGGGGAUGACGAAUCUUUUGAAACAAUGGAAACAAAUUAG
Messenger RNA from Rodentolepis nana, 1362 nucleotides. The record is from the annotation of a GenBank genome assembly. NCBI's taxonomy places the organism in Eukaryota, Metazoa, Platyhelminthes, Cestoda, Cyclophyllidea, Hymenolepididae.